AUGACAGAGUUAAUCAUGGAUCAGCUGAUCCUAAUUGAUGCAGUCUUAUAUAUCUCCCCAAGGCAGGAGGGAGAGAGGAGUGAAUUCAAUAUGGGGCUCUGGUUUGUCCUGGUAGUCUGUCUAACCUGGGUCACCUCUCUCAGGGGUCAGGAUGCUCCGCCAAACAGUGUAUUCUAUGGGUGUAAUAACACUUUCGUAAGCGUGGCUGUUAAAGAUGACCCUCUGGGCUCAAAUCAGAGACUGAACCCUGAUCAACUGACCCUGGGGAGGUGCCCUGUCUCCAGUAAAACUGCACUCUUGGGCUACUUUGUAUUUGAAUACCCGUACCAAGCCUGUGGAUUUAAUAGAAUGACCCUUGGGAAUGCUGUGAAGUUUUUUGUGGAUCUGGUUUACGAGCCUUCAUAUACAACUGAAAACCAGUAUUCUGAGAAUUUUUCUGUCCCCAUAAAAUGCGUGGUAAACAGUUCCAUGACCCCAGCUCCUAUACCUAUGACUACUACAUUGCUUGCAUCUGCAUCUGGAAUGGGUAACCUUAAUUUCAGCUUCCGCUUCAUGAAAGAUGACUUCUCAGGGGCUUCAAAUUCAAAAGUCUUUUUCUUGGGCUCUCCCAUCAACUUGGAACUCUCUGUGGAUAUAGGAUACCACAUGCCUAUGAGACUCUUUGUGGAUGAAGGCAUAGUGACUCCAACUGCAGACACCACUGAACCACCAAGUUAUGAUCUGAUCACCAACCAUGGAUGUUUUGUAGAUGGAAAGGUGGCACACUCUAAGUUUGUGAUGCAAGAUCAACCGAAUCAGAUAAAUUCCAUAUGGCUGACUUUUCCAGCAAUGAAAUUUGUGACAGACAGUGAUGAGAUCUACCUUACAUUUAGGCUGGUUGUCUGGGACCCUAAAAGUGUAACUGAGCUCAGGAAGGCAUGUUCCUAUUUACCUGACGGAAAUAGGUGGGAGCUACUUGGUAAUGCUGACAAUACUGUAUGCACUUGCUGUGAUGGAGUCUGUACCAAAAGCUCCAGAAAGAGGAGGAAUGUUGAUGAAAAUGAAGAUGGUGGACUUGUUCAUACAAUGGUUCUUGGACCUUUCAAAGUACACAGCCCAUCUGGUUCUGCUGAUGAAUCCAGAGCAGCAGAGACAGGCUUUUCUAUGCCACCUGCUGUUGGAGCACUUUUCCUGGAGCUGGCUGUUCUUUUGCUGCUGUGCAUUGGAGUUGUACUGUAUGGCUGGUCCAAACAAAAAGACGGAAUGCUGCCUUGUCACUGAAAUUUGCUUUUUAAAUAAAAGUCUUUCAAUAGUA
Rana temporaria (common frog) is the source of this 1294-nucleotide messenger RNA. RefSeq names its product zona pellucida sperm-binding protein 3-like. Lineage: Eukaryota; Metazoa; Chordata; Amphibia; Anura; Ranidae. Gene Ontology annotation, cellular component: extracellular matrix. The record is from RefSeq and is a predicted model, not a curated record. Gene Ontology annotation, molecular function: acrosin binding. Bases 1 to 1260 code for a protein of 419 amino acids. Gene Ontology annotation, biological process: binding of sperm to zona pellucida; egg coat formation; positive regulation of acrosome reaction. The transcript is spliced from 10 exons.